AUGCAAUCAGAGGACAAUACAUCAGCCCAUGUGCGUCAAUCAGCCGAAGACAAAUUAAACGAGCUUUUACAAAAACUUUUUGAAUUGAGUGUCAUUGUCUAUGAUUUUCAAGCGGAUGGAAAUAAGCUUGUGUGGAAGAAGAUUAAUGAGAUUGUCGAACACUAUAAAGAGAUUGAUGAUUUGAAAGAUGGCAUAGACUCAUUUAUACCAGAAGAAGUGAUAAACUUUGUAGAGCACGGAAAGAACCCAGAUAUAUUUACUCAAGCGUUCGUGGAAAGAGCAGCUACAGAGAAUCAAUUUACAAAUGGCAAAAUCAAGGCUGUUGGGGAAUUUCGGCAGUUGCUUUCAGAAGAGUUCACCAAAUCAUUCCCUGACCUCUACGACAAUGCAAACAGUAUGCUUGAAUCACAAGAAACGACAUCUACCGCACAACCCACAACCUUACCUGAACAAAACUGA
Molecule: messenger RNA, 459 nt
Organism: Mucor velutinosus
Lineage: Eukaryota; Fungi; Mucoromycota; Mucoromycetes; Mucorales; Mucoraceae
Exons: 4
Coding region: 1-459 (152 amino acids)
Biological process (GO): positive regulation of transcription by RNA polymerase II
Cellular component (GO): mediator complex
Molecular function (GO): transcription coregulator activity
Source: RefSeq, a predicted model, not a curated record